AACAAACAAACAAUCCCAAGCACAAUGUACCCCCAGAAUGAAAUGAUAGCUGGCAGACCGACCCAGGCGUUGUAGAUAAACGUUGAUACAACUAGGCAACAUGGCGGCUAAACCUUUAUUGAUAAUACUCGGUUUUCUUUCUCUCGCCUUUGUAAAAGGUGAUUUGGCGUGUUAUUCGGACAGCGAUUGUGUAUUAUCCGGGUAUCAUUGCUGCUCAGGGUCAAUAUACUGCUGUCCAGAUGGGUACAUCUGUACCGGAACCUUGACUUGUAUCAGCAUUGGAGUCAUUGUCGGUCCAAUAGUUGGCGCCAUCGUCCUUAUCAUCAGCUGUGUGGUCUGCUGCGUCUGUUACCGUCGUAGAAGGAAUUUGCCCGCAACAGCAUCAUACGGACAACAAGCCCAGCCUCAAGUAGCAGUUAGUUACGGACAACAAACGACAUAUGGACAACCUCAGGGAUACGGACAACCUCAAGCAUACGGACAACCUCAAGCAUACGGACAACCUCAAGGAUACCCCCAGAGCCCUCCUGUGAAACAAUGAGAACAAUUCCUGAUAACGAAUGGAUGAAUGAUGAUGGAGUGACUGUUUUUUUUUCUUUCAAAAGUGUCCAUUACCAACUUAAUUCUAUUUGAUUUGAUGAUUCCAAUGUAAGUCGCCCAUGUUGUGUGCUUUAUAUAUGUACAUUGUAUGUCAUAUCUUUAAUAAUAGACAAAAUGAGAAUAAGUGCGAAUGACGUUUUAGAUUUUUCAAAAUUAUUCAACAUUGUUUUCAUAUGUUAAUUUUAAAUACAACACUUUUGUAUGCUUUCCCUGGAUUUUUUUAUCUACAUUUUAAAAACAAACAAACAAACAAACAAACAAACAAAACAAUAACAACUUUAAGGUUGUUAAAACAAAGACGUUCACUUAAACUGGGAUAUUACUUAAAAUUCAUUAUAUAUAUACAUUGACAAUUUUUUUCUAUCAACUGCUAUUAUAAAUUCCAAUCUGAAAUAUGACUGUGCCUACAUAUGAUAUACGUGUAAAGACCCUAACUUGAAAUGAAUAACAAAGUUCAAUUAUAUCUUUUGAAGUGUUUGACAAAGAAAUAUUAUAUUAAUCUUUGAA
This is a messenger RNA of Magallana angulata, 1107 nucleotides long. RefSeq lists its product as uncharacterized. NCBI's taxonomy places the organism in Eukaryota, Metazoa, Mollusca, Bivalvia, Ostreida, Ostreidae. The transcript is spliced from 4 exons. The record is from RefSeq and is a predicted model, not a curated record. The coding region runs from base 101 to 541 and encodes 146 amino acids.